Messenger RNA from Stegostoma tigrinum, 1713 nucleotides. RefSeq names its product POC1 centriolar protein homolog A-like. Gene Ontology annotation, cellular component: centriole; ciliary basal body. Bases 68 to 1426 code for a protein of 452 amino acids. Lineage: Eukaryota; Metazoa; Chordata; Chondrichthyes; Orectolobiformes; Stegostomatidae. The transcript has 12 exons. Gene Ontology annotation, biological process: cilium assembly. Gene Ontology annotation, molecular function: protein binding. The record is from RefSeq and is a predicted model, not a curated record.
AACCAGGGAGACGGCGGGAGCGUUGGACCUGGUCGGUAGUGGCCCUGACUCUAGCCCAGGAGACAAGAUGAGCACCGGACUGGAGGAUCCCACAUUGGACCGGCACUUUAAAGGUCAUCGUGACACUGUCACAAGUAUUGACUUCAACGCUAACAUGAAACAGUUAGCAACUGGCUCAUUGGAUUCCUGCGUCAUGAUCUGGAAUUUGAAACCACAGAUGAGAGCCUAUCGAUUUGUCGGUCACAAAGAUGCAGUCCUCUCAAUUCAGUUCUCUCCCUCUGGUCAUUUACUGGCUUCAGCAUCUCGAGACAAAACAGUUCGCCUCUGGGUUCCCAGUGUAAAGGGCGAAUCAACAGUGUUAAAGGCUCACACAGGAACUAUUCGAAGUGUUCAGUUCUCCAGAGAUGGACAAUCUUUGGUUACAGCUUCGGAUGACAAAACCAUCAAAGUUUGGACAGUUCAUCGGCAGAAGUUUCUUUUUUCUCUCACCCAGCACAUCAAUUGGGUUCGCUGUGCUAAGUUUUCACCAGAUGGACGACUCAUUGUUUCUGCCAGUGAUGAUAAAACGAUUAAAAUUUGGGAUAAAGCUACUAGAGAAUGUAUACAUUCAUUUUAUGAACAUGGAGGGUUUGUUAAUUAUGUGGAUUUUCAUCCUAACGGAACAUGUAUUGCAGCGGCAGGAGCAGACAAUACUGUUAAGCUUUGGGACAUUCGUACUAACAAGCUGCUUCAGCAUUAUCGAGUGCACAGUGCUGUGGUAAACUGCCUGUCUUUCCAUCCAAAUGGAAACUAUCUCAUCACUGCCUCUAAUGACUCAACAUUGAAGGUACUUGAUUUACUGGAAGGGAAAUUACUCUAUACCCUCCAUGGCCAUCAGGGACCCGCUUCAUGUGUAGUUUUUUCUGGUGCUGGAGACUUCUUUGCUUCAGGUGGCUCAGAUGAACAGGAAUUUUACCAUUAUGAAAAAGACGCCAAAUUAGUAACCUUAGCAAAGGUUAUGGUAUGGAAGACUAAUUUUGAUGCUGCAGAUUAUGGGGAAAUGUUGAAAAAUCAAUCCCAACCAAUGACUGUUAAUUGUAUGCUGAAAAAUUGUGAUGGUCCUUCUUGGUUACCGGAGCGUACUACAAAGUCACUUCCUGUGGAGACUGUUUUGGAGACAAACUUUUCAGACACUGGGUCAACUAACUUAAAUCAACAAAAGAGCCAUUCAAGCAAUGUUCUGGCACCAGAUGAAAAACCCAUUCCUCCUUUAAGCCAGUUUCACCAGCAAGAAGGCAGUGGUAUCCCCUCAGCUCUUGCAAGUACUCUGGAGCACAUAGUAGGACAGCUGGAUGUUCUCACUCAGACUGUGACGAUUCUUGAACAGAGACUUACAUUAACAGAAGACAAGCUGCGUGAAUACCUUGACAAGCAACAGGCCUCAUGAUUACAGUAAGAUCUAAGAUUUGAAAACCUGGAGCAAAACACGAGUGGAAUUGAAAGAUUAAUCCUCUUUUUUUGACAGAUAUGCUUAAUAGGCAUUAACUCACACAAAUCACUACUCAAAGCUUUGUUAAAUAGUUGGCCCUCCUUGAGUUAGUAUGUUGCCUGAGUAUAUCUGGCCUGCCACUUGCAGUAGUGAUGUGUAUGCCGAUUUUUGUACUUGUUAUGUACUCAUUCCCUCUGUGAGAGAGUAUUUCAAAUGCACUAAAUUGUUUUAUAUCAUACAGAAGA